AUGAAUCCGAAUUGGUGGGGUACUCCAUCAACUACAGAGAGCAAGUAUAUAAACACGUGUUUAUCUCCCUCAUGGGCCGAGUCUCCCACACCAUCAAAUAAAACGUAUACGAGAAAGGACUUAGCAACCGAUUUAUAUGGAAAUCCAAUACAAUCAGUUCCCCAACCGGAAAGAACAACAGACUUGUAUGGAAAUCCAUUACCACCAGUUGCUUUACAGCGCCAUCGUUCUACUGUAGCAGCAUCAUCUCUUGAUCCAAGGAACUGUAGUCAAACAAAAACGGCAUUUUAUGCUAAAAUUGUCAAAGAUGCCAGCAAUGGUGAAUCCUCGGGAAAUAAUAACAGUUCCGAACAUGACAGUAGUUCAGAUGAAGACGAACAUGACAGUAGUUCAGAUGAAGACGUUUCAACUUCAGUUGAAGAUAUUUCAACUUCAAGUUCAAGCGAGGAUGGAUCUGAAUGUGAAUCAACAAGGGAGGUUGUUGAUUAUGAGGCAAAUGAGUCAACAUCCGAGAGUGAUUCCAGUCAGAAAGAGAAAAGGGAUGUCACAUGCAUUGGAUAUAAGAAAUGUCCACCACCUCUUAGACACAAUUACGAUGCACUGCCUGAUGAGGAGAAUAGAACUCAUUUUGAACCAUCUGUUCCUUUAGACAUUGAGGAAUUUGCGACCGGACUUGGAUACACGAAGGAAACUAAUAAUCGUAUUAAUGGUUGUGAUUACUAUUUUUUGGCUAACCGUUCAGAGCACAAUGAUGAUGAAGAAACGGAGUCACUGCAAAUAGCCUAUUCAAACCUUGGUGAUGACAGGGUGCGGCUUAUUGAUUUUGUAAAUAGCGCUGAAAUUAUGCCUCCGGUUCCCAAAUACAAAUACCUAUCCGGUAGUCAAAAACGUAAAAAGAAGAAGCUAGAGGAGGACAAAAGAAAGGCUGACGAAGUAAAACAAAACCGCAUAAACAAGUUUUUCACAAAACAACCUCAAAGUUCUAGUUCUAGUGUGGAUGCUAAUGCGGGUGAAGAUGAUGUUAAUGUUAAUAGGGAUGAAGUUAAUGUGAGUGAAGAUGAUGUUAAUGUGGAUGAAGCUAAUGUGGGUGAAGAUGAUGUUAAUGUUAACGUGGAUGAAGCUAACGUGGGUGAUGAUGAUGUUAAUGUUGAUGUGGAUACGGAUGAAGAUGAUGUGAAUGCUAAUGUAGAUGAAACUAAUGUGAGUAAAGAUGAUGCUAGUGCCAAUCCGAGUAUUGAUAUUUUUGAUCCUAGAACUUGGGAUGGGCUUAAUCCUAACUUGAAAAAUGAAUUGGUUAUGAAAGGUCCAAAAAGAGAUUUGACUGUUGAUAAGGGUCCUGUGGAUAAACUUGGAAGACGAUUUUCUAGAGUGAUGUAUACUAGAAUUCUAUCAAAUAGGGAGAAGCUUGAUAGAGAAUGGUUACAUGCUUCUCAAGGUCUUAAAGAGCAUGAAGUUAGCUUUGAACAUCUCAAGAAUAUGAAUCAAUUGUUUGAAAUGCGUCAAAGGUUGGAAUGCAAUAAAACAAUUGACAAAGUAGCAUAUGAGCAAUUUAAAAAAGAAAGAGAUUAUUGGAAAGAAGUCAUCUUUAGGAUUAUUGCACUUGUGAAAUUUCUAGCUAAACAUGGUUUAGCAUUUCGCGGAUCAAAUGAGAAGUUGUAUCAACAUGGCAAUGGAAACUUUUUAGGAUUGAUUGAGAUGUUGGAAGAGUUUGACCCAAUUAUGAAAGAGCAUGUGCGACGUAUCAUGAGUGAUGAACUCCAUGUACAUUAUCUUGGGCAUAAUAUCCAAAACGAGUUAAUACAAUUACUAGCUCAUCAAGUUAAAACAGAAAUCAUCAAGAAGAUAAAGCAAGCAAAGUAUUACUCCAUAAUACUCGAUUGCACCCCCGAUGUAAGUCACCAAGAACAAAUGUCGAUAAUUGUGAGGUAUGUGAAUUUUAGCUCUAAUUCUGUGACCGUUGAGGAAUCUUUUUUAGGGUUUUUGGUUGUUGACGAUACUACUGGUAGAGGACUUUUUGAAGUUACGUCUAAGGAAUUAGAGUCUCUAGGUCUUGAUAUUAAUGAUAUGCGUGGUCAAGGCUAUGAUAAUGGAGCAAACAUGAAGGGAAAACAUAGUGGAGUUCAAAGGAGAUUCUUAGAAAAAAAUCCUAGAGCUUUGUACAGUGCUUGUGGUUGUCAUAGCCUUAAUCUUGUUUUGUGUGAUAUGGCUAACACUAUUACAAAGUCUAGAGAAUUUUUUGGAACAAUACAACGGAUUUAUACUAUCUUUGCCAAUUCUAUUAAUAGGUGGCAAAUAUUGAAAGACAAUGUUAAAGGAUUGACUCUUAAGUCAUUGUCUACCACUCGUUGGGAAAGUCGUGUAGAUAGUAUUAAGCCUAUUAGAACUCAACUUGUAGAUGUAAGAAAAGCUUUGAAGGAAGUUAGGGCCUCCGAUAAAGAUGCUAAAAUUCAAAGCGAAGCUAAAUCACUUGAAAAGCAUGAGGUUGGUGACUAUGAAUUUUUGGUACAGAUCGUCAUCUGGUAUGAAAUAUUAUCAAAUGUAAAUGUGGUGAGUAAAAAGUUGCAAUCAAAGGAUGUGGUUCUUGAUGUUGCUAUCGAUGAAGUGGACAAAUUGAUUAAAUACUUUAAAAAAUAUAGAGAAGAGGGGUUUUCCAAGGCGAUUGAUGAAGCUGUAGAAAUUGCCAAUGAAUUGGGUGUUGAUGCGGGAUUCCCUAAAAAACGUGUGAUACGUAGGAAAAAACAAUUUGAUGAGAAUUCAAAUGUAGAAGAAGUUAUAUUUUCACUCGAUGAGGAUUUUAAAGUCAAUUACUUUUUAUGUAUUGUUGAUCAAGCUAUAAGUUCUCUUGAAACAAGAUUCGAUCAAUACAAAAAAUUCGAAAAUUUAUGGGGUUUUUUGUUUCCUAAAAAGUUGAAGACACUUGAUGAAGCCACUCUUAAGUCUUGUUGUUAUCGUCUCCAAGAUGCAUUGAAAUAUAAAGAAGAAUCGGACAUUGAUGCUAAUGAACUUUAUUUGGAGUUGAAGUUGAUCGAGACAUUCUUACCGAGUUACAUUGUUAGCCCUUUUGAUGCUUUAAACAAUAUCAAGCGGCUUGGUCAUUUCCCUAAUGCUAUAAAUGCAUAUAAAGUGCUUUUGACAAUUCCGGUAACGGUGGCAUCGGCGGAAAGAAGCUUUUCAAAAUUGAAGUUGUUGAAGACUUAUUUACGAUCGACGAUGUCGCAAGAAAGACUUAACGGAUUGGCGAUGAUAUCUAUUGAAAACGAAAUAUUAGAAGGUAUGGAAUAUAAAGACUUGAUCGAGAGUUUUGCUUCCAAAAACGCUAGGAGAGCCGCACGAUUCACUUAA
Helianthus annuus (common sunflower) is the source of this 3342-nucleotide messenger RNA. RefSeq names its product zinc finger MYM-type protein 1-like. Lineage: Eukaryota; Viridiplantae; Streptophyta; Magnoliopsida; Asterales; Asteraceae. The transcript is spliced from 6 exons. Gene Ontology annotation, molecular function: protein dimerization activity. The record is from RefSeq and is a predicted model, not a curated record. Bases 1 to 3342 code for a protein of 1113 amino acids.